ACUCUUUCCCAGUUUUGGGUUAUUAGGCAAGGGGAAUCUCACUAGUUUGAUCAAUCUGUUCCUCCUCUGAAAUCCCCUCCUUAAAAAGUGGAAAGAAAGAGAACCCACCAACCGUGUGAAUCAAAGAUUUAAAGCAAACUUAGUCAACAAUUUCAUGCUAUUAUAAUAUAGCUCCCUCCUCCUUUCUCUAAGUACUUGGUUGUUCAAGGUUUUUGCACUGGUUUAUAGCUAAAAGGUUUUAUUAUAGGUUCUUGUGGGAGGUGGUUCAGAUAUCAAAGGUUCAACUCAGAACCAAAAGCUUGUUCAUAAAGGUAAAGAAGCAGAAUUGCAAGCAAGAUGUGGCAAAGAAGCCACAAGUCUUCAGAGGAGAGGAAACUUGAGCUUAGACUUGGUCCACCUGGUGAAGAGUCUCUCAUUGAAAACAUUAAAAGAGAAAGAGAUGAAUCACCACUCCCUCUUGGUUACUUCUCAACUCAGAAAAUAUCUACUUCUGAUUCCACAUGCUACCACCGGCAUAAUCAAUACCAUGCUAAAGCUAAAGCUUCAUCAGUUCUUCAGCUCCCUUCAAGCCCACAGAAAAGAAAUGCUCCUGUUCCAGUAGUGGGUUGGCCUCCAAUUCGUUCUUUCAGGAAGAACCUUGCAAGUGGAAGCUCUUCUAAGCAGUCUUCUGAGUCCCACCAACAACAUCAGCAUGUUGUUCCAGACAAGGUUGCUGCUGGUAAAAAACCUAUUGACAACUCAGGUAAAAGCAUGUUUGUGAAGAUCAAUAUGGAUGGAGUUCCCAUUGGGAGAAAAGUGGACAUCAAUGCUUACGAUAGCUAUGAAAAACUUUCCUCAGCUAUUGACGAGCUCUUUAGAGGCCUCCUUGCAGAGAUAAAUUUAUGUCACAAUGUCUUCCCCCUCGGAUGUUCUACUCAAAGUGAUUCCUCUGCUGUUGGAAAUCACAAGAAGCAAGAGGGAGAGAAAGCAAUUAAGGGUUUAUUGGUUGGAAGUGGGGAAUAUACUCUUGUUUAUGAAGAUAAUGAAGGAGACAAGAUGCUUGUUGGGGAUGUGCCAUGGCACAUGUUCGCAUCAACAGUGAAGAGGCUGCGUGUGUUGAAGAGUUCUGAUCUUCCUGCUUUUACCCUUGGUAGCAAGCAAAACAAGACACCCCACUUGACCCGGCAAUGAGAAAUGAAGGAUUAGGCUGUUUUUGCUUUACAUUUUGGUUCCUUUGUUUGAUAAAGAGAUCAGGGAAUGAAAUGUUCAAUUUCUAAGUUCUGUGUAUGAGUUAUCUUGUUUUUGAUUUAAUUGUUUAUGUAUUGUAAAAAUAGUACAAGGAAGACUCUACGGAUGUGUGCAUCUAUGAUUUACUGUUUAGCAGCCAUUAACUUGUAAUGGCUUGUAUUACGAGUCCCUUUUGUAGCUUUGAUCAUAGGGUUGUUCUUUAUCAAAGUCAUUUUCUUAUGGUCAUGGUAAAGUGCGCCCAUGAUUGGAUUUUACCCAUUUCACCGUUA
Gastrolobium bilobum is the source of this 1496-nucleotide messenger RNA. RefSeq names its product auxin-responsive protein IAA26-like. Lineage: Eukaryota; Viridiplantae; Streptophyta; Magnoliopsida; Fabales; Fabaceae. The transcript has 5 exons. The record is from RefSeq and is a predicted model, not a curated record. Gene Ontology annotation, cellular component: nucleus. Bases 337 to 1170 code for a protein of 277 amino acids. Gene Ontology annotation, biological process: regulation of DNA-templated transcription. Gene Ontology annotation, molecular function: protein binding.